AUGGACGCGCCAUCUCCGCCGGAAGCUCAAACGUCGAGUCCUCCUAAGAGAAAGGUCCCCGACAUGGAAGCGGGGACGCAGGCUGACACGAUGAUGUUAGAGGAGGACCAACCAGUGAGGCACAAGGAGCCACGAUGGGAGCCGGCGACUCAUCCUCGCGACGACCAAGCUGCGAGCCCGAAUCGGAGGUACUUUCGUGACGAAAUUGAUUUUCCUGGUCACGAGCGCGGAGACUGGAACACUCACCAGCAGCCGCCCGACGCGGUUCGGUUACUUUCCACAGUGGCGCAGGCGCAAGACGCGGCGCAGGACGCGGCGCAAGGGGCGCCAUACACGCAAGAGGCGCCAAACGCGCGAUGGGUCGCGCACGAACCUCAAGGAGCGCCGCUAGACAGAAGCAGCAGCGCCGGAAGCGCUGGCGUCAUGCUCUUCGGAUGCAACAUUUCCAUUUCCCCGCCCGCAAGCCGCGAUUUCCAAAAUCCGUGCGGAACUGCGGAACCGGCGGAACCCCUCGACAGAGUGGAACAACGGCGCGCUGGCAGAGCAGCAUCAUAUUCCACCCGCGAGACAGCAAUUUCGUCAAACCCUGCUUGGGGGCGCAGCGCUUCCGCAAGAAUAUCGACGCCUGCUGGCGGCAUGGCAAUCGACGACCUCGUUUAUGACGACGCCGCGAAUGCCCCUCAGAUCCCCACCUCGAACUCCUUCCCCACAGCUCGGAUUCGCUCGCAACCUAGUGCGGCUUACUACACACUAGCGGCGACAGAAUCAGCAGCGGCGCAACCGGAUGCUACACUCGCUUCUGCCAGCGCAUCGGCGACCAUUGGGAUUGCCGACGGAAGGUCUCCGCACCCCUGGGGCGUAGCCGCACCGAAUCGCACUUCCGCGGAGAUAAACCCUGCUGAUCUGGCCUUUGCGCGACGGCUGCUCGAGACGAACAUACGGGACGACGCGACGUUGCGAAGCGCGACAGACCCGUCAAGAUCUAGUCACACACGCGAGACGUUUCAAGAAGCCGCGUCGCGCUCAGCAACGGAUUUCCGCGAAGGCCUCACGGGACGCAGCUGGAGCGGCGGCGCGCUCGACGACGCCGUCCAUCGCGGCGCAGCGGAGAAAUCUCCGCCCGCCGAACGGCUGCGCUUGGUCGUGCAAGCGCUCCAGGACGAGCCGCCGCCGUUAAACCCAGAGUCUACUAAUAGCGGAGCAGUCGAUGCAGCAGCAGGAAGCAGCGGCUUUGCGUUCGGCGGUUGGCCCUACACCCCUGCCGCGCUACAAGCCCUGCUUGCUACGCACGCCGCCAACGCCGCGGCACCGCGUGCGGCGGCUACCGCGCCGCCGCCGGGGACCGGCGCGUCUGCGGAGGUAGCACUAUCACGCCACCCACACGGUGCAAGCAGCGUCGCCGCGCAGGGUGGACUAACCCUAAACCCCCCGAGAGCCCGGCUCGACCCGCCGGCGGACGUUCUCCUUGUGGGGGAAAACGCUCGCAGGGUCGCUGCGCCAACGACUGCGGGGGAAGCGGCGCCGAUGGGGUCCAGCCCCACGCGGCGGAAUGCAGGGAACGACCGCGGAGCUGCUAAUACUAUGGGGGACGGAUCGACAAGUGCGACGGGUGGGGCGCUCAUAGCGGAGACGGGCGACGGGGCGAGGAAAACCGUAUCGCCGCGGCGACGGUUUCGCUGCACGGUGUGCGACCGUCGAUUCUCGUCGGGGCAGGCGCUAGGGGGACAUUCGCGCAUGCACGCCAUGCAGCAGCGCGCGCAGGAGGAGAUGGAUCGGUGA
This is a messenger RNA of Closterium sp. Yama58-4, 1779 nucleotides long. The record is from the annotation of a GenBank genome assembly. Lineage: Eukaryota; Viridiplantae; Streptophyta; Zygnematophyceae; Desmidiales; Closteriaceae.